Linum trigynum is the source of this 3049-nucleotide messenger RNA. The record is from the annotation of a GenBank genome assembly. Lineage: Eukaryota; Viridiplantae; Streptophyta; Magnoliopsida; Malpighiales; Linaceae.
CUAUACUACAGCAACCAUGGCGACAAGAUUACAAGGCAAUGUAUUCCUCUCAAUGACACAUAUGGUUAAUUACUAAAAAGGUAAUUUUCAGAAAUUGUGUUCUUUUAAUCUCGCAUAUGGGUCUAAUCAUGUUGUGGAUUAUCAAAGAGAUUUAACCUUUAACGAUUAACGGAACUAAAAAAACUUCAAAGAACUAGCCACUUUAAUUUGCAAAAACAAUAUCUUUGUUUUAUAGUAGUUCUAAAAAUUAAUGCUAAAUUAAGAAUUUUACAUCACUUCUAAAUAUAACAUGCACCCGAUGAUUCAGUAUGAAAUAUUCAAACCAAAUAUAUUUUUUGUUGCGGUUUUAAAAUAAUACUCAGAAUCUUGAUGCAUACAUAUAGUCUGAGAGAAUGGGUCUUGGGAGUUGUUAGCAGUAGUUGCAGACGAAUCAUCACCUCAGACCUCAGUAGGAGAGGUGCAGUUAAAGAGUCCAGCUCCUGCUGAUGUGUAGGCCUUUGUUAUUUGGAUUGCUUGGGCUUGGAAGUUAUUAUUGUAAUAAGUCAGAUCAAUUUUCAAUUGAUCGAUCAUAUGCCCUUAAAUACAAGAGCUCUGAAUCUCACCCCACUACCUUUUAGCAACCAUGGCGAGAAGAUUACAAGGCAAGGUAGCCCUCAUCACUGGUGGAGCCAGGGGGAUCGGCGCUGCGGUGGCGCGGCUCUUCUCUCAGCACAGCGCCAAAGUCGUGAUAGCCGACAUCCGGUCCGACCUGGGCCGCUCCGUAUCCAACCAGAUCCAGCUCGAGUCGGGCCACCCCGUCUCCUACGUUCAAUGCGACGUGGCGAGUGACUCGGACAUGGAAAACGCAGUCGACACCGCCGUUUCGACCUACGGGAAGCUCGACAUCAUGUAUAGCAACGUCGGGAUAGUAGGGGAGAGGUUCGACCCUCUGGCGAAGAUCAAGAAAGUAGGCAUACUGUCUGUUGACCGGGAAGCGUUCAGGAAGGUGUUCGACGUUAACGUGUACGGAUUGUUCCUGGCAGCGAAACACGCUGCCAGGGUGAUGGUCCCGCGGAAGAGCGGGGCCAUUCUUCUGACGGGCAGUGCCGUGACGGCCAGCUACGGCACCACGCCGCACAUGUACUCUGCGUCGAAGCACGCUGUGGUGGGGCUGGCGAAGAACCUGUGCGUGGAGCUGGGGGAGUUCGGGAUUCGUGUGAACUGCAUCUCGCCGUUUGGGACUCCGACUCCGAUGGGUGAGGAGUCAAUGGGGCUGGACGAGAAGACUCUGGAGGAGAUGUUCACGACGAUCGGGAAUCUGAAAGGAGUUGUUCUGAAACCAAAGGAUGUCGCGGAGGUGGCGCUGAGCCUGGUGAGUGAUAAGUCAAAGUACCUAAGUGGGUUGAACCUUUUGGUUGAUGGUGGUUUCUGCCUCAAGAGUGCUUGAUUAAAUGUGUCACCACAUGCAAGAUAUGUAAUAAUGUAUUGUUAAUAUUGAGGCGAUGUGUAAUAUAAUGUCAAAUUAAGUAAUUAUGGAGAAUAUGAAAACACUUGUUAUCCUUCUUAUAGUCUCUAUAUUCUGAAUCCUUUCUCUCUUUUCCUUGCUCAAAGCCUCAAACUCACUGAUUAUCCCUCAAAGUCAUUAAUUAAAAUUUUCACUAAAACAUUUGCUUCAAAACAAUGGUGGCCAGCCUGGCAUCCGCCAGCCGGUCCAACCAGUUCAACCCAGCAUCAGCCCAGGAAUCAAUCCCGUCUUACUCACCCAUUGAUGGAUCUAGUUUAGACAAAGGCCAUAACAAAAAGCCCAUCUACCAAAGCUAUUGAAGAACGACGAGCCCAGCUGAAGAAAAAAUCAUCACCUCAUCCCUCUUCGGCGGGCAUUCAGCUUCUUCACCAAGAACUCCUCUCAUCCACUUGCUCCAACCGAGCGAACCGUGCACAACGUUCCAACCAACGCAUUGAAGAUCCAUUCAAAUCGAUCUACAUAGAAGCUCUAUGCAAGGGAAGAUCAGGCGACGACAAGCGGCAACAUUUUUCGACUCACCGAGUAGAACAGGGAAGUUUUACGGGACGAUAGAAAUCAGAAAUGGGUUGAUUUAUUCGAAUCUAAUCUGCAGUCUUUACAUCGGAGAUUGCUUCUGGGUUUUGGCAUAGAUAAAUCGCAUUCCAAUUUAGAUUUGAUUGAAUCCAGUUGAUCUACAAUCAACGCAGGCGGGAUUUACAGCGGUAGCCAUGACUGUCCUUGGAGGAGGCUCUGAAAAACCACGAAACCAAUGUCGGAAUGUUUCUGGAAGUCGGUAUAGGUGAGUAGGGAGGGGAAUCAGGCUCGAAAUCAUCAACGUUUCAGUUCGGCCGACGAAAGGGAGGGAAAGAACGAAGAUAGUCGCAGAGAAGAUUUCUGGUUCUGGGUUCAGGAUUCACAUAGCCGUCAAAAUAUCGCCAGGAGGGACUUUUGGUCAAAAUAUCGUAAAAUAUCGUUGAAUAUCGCGAUAUUUAAAUUUGUCGCGAAAUAUCGUCAAUUUCAAGUUCUCGUAAAAAUAUCGUCAAUUUAUCGCGUUUCGAUUUUGGGUUUGAGGACCCGAAACGUUUCGCGUUUCUGCCCAACGUUUCACGUUUCUGAGUUCUGUUGAUCGGUUUCACAGAUUCUCUGAAGCAUCGGCCGCUGGCUCAAUAUUUGGAUGGGCCGAAACAUUUAUCACACCAGAUAACUUUUGAACAGACUGGCCCAUAUUAGCAAGCCCAAUAUCAGCUUUUUGGUGUGUUGCCGGAUUCAGGCCGAUUAGGGCAGGCCCAACUCCGGGAAACCCUGGCCCUAAUGCUGCGAAACUGUCGAAACGGAUACGAGGCACGGAAUUAUUUGAAGAAACGCCAAAACGCGAAAGGUUUCGCUACCUGAAAACCAAAAUCGAAACGCCAUAAAUUGGCGAGAAAGUAAAAUUGACGAUAUAUAAAAAUAUCACGAUAUUUCGCGAUAUUUACGGUAUUUUGUCGAUAUAUUUAUUUUCUGCGAUUUAUUGGCAUGAAGGCCAAAAAAAUCCCGGGAAAAAUCUAAAAAACGAACAGAAAAUUG